Schistosoma rodhaini is the source of this 1083-nucleotide messenger RNA. The record is from the annotation of a GenBank genome assembly. Lineage: Eukaryota; Metazoa; Platyhelminthes; Trematoda; Strigeidida; Schistosomatidae.
AUAAGAGAGAAUCAAUCACUUCACAUAAAUUUUUUUCUACAACAUCCUUUCACAUAUUUAACCACGAGGUUCAUUUUAUUCAAUAUCAAGUUGUUUUUUUAUAACUCCAUUUUAAUGAAUACAUAUAUGAAUGCAAUAAUCUAUAUAGUCUUAUUACUAAUACAAUCACUCUAACACAUACCAUUUUGUUUUUCAUAAACUAUCCAGGCUAUACUAUAUGGUUACAUUUCAAGUCAUAUGAUCAUCAGUAACCACCACCACCACCAACAACAAACAUACUCAAAUGUAUCCAUUUGAGUAUUUUUAGCAAUAAAUGGUGUAUAUAUAUAUAUAUAUAUAGAGAGAGAGAGAGAAUAAGAGAACGAGAAAACCUAAUAUGGUUACUGUAUAAAUUUCUCUCCCGUUUUUCUUAAUUAUUCAUUAUAAUACAAAAUUAAUUAUUCAUUAAUUAAAUUUAAUUUAAUUAUGAAAUCAUCAUUACAUAAUCAAUCUACACAAGUCAAUGAAUUAUUAUCAUAUUGCUUAAUUGAUUCACAAUCACAUACUAUUACUACUACUAAUACUACUACUACUACUACUAAUACUAAUACUACUGAUAUAGAUGAUCCUUUAAUUGAUAUAAAUACAAUACAAUUAACAAAUAAUAAAUUAUUAGAUCAUUUAAUUAAACAAACAUUUUUAUGUUCAAUAUGUCAUAAUUUAUUAGUAAAUACACGUUUAUUAAUAUGUGGACAUCAAUUUUGUCGUGAAUGUUUAUAUUACUGGUUUAAAAUAAGUAAUAAAUGUCCAUUAUGUAGAAAAUCUAUUAAUUAUCAUUGUAUUAUAUCAGCUAUAAAUAUUGAUAAUUUUUUAGAUGAAUUAAUUAAUAAUGGAUGUAAUGAUCUAUUGAAAAAUCAACGUAUACAACGUAAAAAUGAAAAAUUAAGUAAAUUAUUAGAUGAUUAUAAAUAUGAUACAAUGAAUACAAGAGAUAUAUCAAAUACAGUAACAGAAACUUAUGUACAAACUACAGCAUAUGUUGAUAGUACACAAAGUAACGUGAUGAUGAAUAGAACAACUUACUACUCAAAUAUGAAUGAAUAA